GUUCUUGGAAAUGUGCGACUUCUAAGGCUGCUGCUCGCUUGAAGCGACAAAACGGCAGCUGUGUUUGUCACAUCUUCCUGCAACAUGUGAAUGUACACAAUGUGGUGAAAACGAGCACAUGUUCAACUAGAGCGUCACAACUGGAGAGAGCCGUCUCAAAGGUAGACGUCGACAUGUCUGCAGUCUGGGUGAAGAUCUGUGCCAUUCUUUGUCUGUGUUAUGCAGCAGAGAUGAAAGAAGUGGUUUGGAGAGAAGUUGGAGAAUCCGUCACAAUCCAGUGUAGAUCCAGGACAAACAAGGAUCUUUCUCUGCAUUUUAAAAGGGGCCUCUGGGAGGACAUGGAUAUUGCUCAAAUAACUAACGAACUCAGACUGGCCAGAGGAGAGAAAGAGAGAAUGAAAUUCACUGAAAGAAAAUUGGAAGAGGUUAAAAAUAUGAUUGACAGAGUUGAGUUUAAUGGAAAAUACCCAAACGUAGAUUUUCUUCUUAAAAACCUGAGUGUCGACGACACAGGAGCAUACUGGUGUCUGUAUUUGAAAGACGUAUCAAACACCAGAAAAAUGAUGAAAGGUGACGGAUCCGUGAUUGUUGUGGUAAAAGAAAACAGUUAUGCCAGAGCAGAAGCGAUGCAGGGCUCUGAUGUACCAACCAUGAACAUGCCCUGGCAUGUGCCCUUGGUGUAUGCUGUCCCUGCUGCAGUCCUCUUCCUUGGCAUCAUCUUGAGCUUCAUCAUUUGGAUCAAGCGCAGGACCGAGUCGGCUGACAUCACAGUUGAGCAGACGCAUGCCUAUGCUGAGACCGUCAGUACUGAUGCGGAUGAGGAGCGUGUCGAGGCUGAAGCCGAGGAUGAGACUGUGAGGGUGCAGCUUGCAAACCCGACUGAAUCCCUCAACACCUCGGACCACAGCGUCAAAAGUGAUGCGGGUUAAACAGCAUCGCUUGUCAGACCACUCGGUUUUCUAAACCAAGUGUUUGCAUGUGUGCAAAAGUGUAAGCUGGUGCCGCUCUUGAACAAAAUUGCUGUGUAUAGUUAAAAAUGAGGGGGGGAAAAAUCAUCAUCAUAACUAGCAUUUACACCUGUAUUGUUUUUGUAUGUUCCUCUUUUUUUUUUUUAAACCAUUUUAGUCUUAGUUUUCAGAAAGUUUUACUUGUGUACAGUUAUAAUUUUAGAUAAGAUAUUGCAAAAUGCAUAAAAAAGAGAUUUGAAGAAAUCAGUAUUAAGAGUGUUUAUAUCAAUCAGGAAGGAAAAAAUGAAAGUGGAAACAAUAAGUAAGGACUUCGGAGGAGAAUAAAGCAAAUGUUGGUGUUUUUACUGUAUUUUUCUUGAAUGAUGUAUCCCUUUGUCAAAGUCACACACUGUUACUCAUAAAUAAAGAAUACAUGUAAAGCAUGAA
Molecule: messenger RNA, 1394 nt
Organism: Poecilia reticulata (guppy)
Lineage: Eukaryota; Metazoa; Chordata; Actinopteri; Cyprinodontiformes; Poeciliidae
Biological process (GO): adaptive immune response
Cellular component (GO): membrane
Molecular function (GO): signaling receptor activity
Source: RefSeq, a predicted model, not a curated record